AUGCCUGAAUGCGCCCCCCACACACAUGGAAACAGGGCGAAUGGUCGGCUGCACAAGCGAUCCCGGUCUGGCUGUUUCACAUGCCGCCUACGUCGAAAGAAGUGCGAUGAGAACCAUCCUGCCUGUACCGCCUGUGUUAAUCUCAACGUGCGAUGCGAAUACAAACGCCCGAUUUGGUGGGGAAAUGCCGAGCAGCGGAGAGCCCAGAAGGAGCGCAUCAAGAUCAGAAUUAAGCAAACCAAGAUGCUGGAGCGAAAUGGUAACUACUCCGGUAUGUACUUCUUCGAUCCAGACCUCUCGUACAUUUCAACUAACAUCGGGGACGCUCUAGACCCACUAACUCGCCAUCGUCAUAUGCCUGCGACAUCGCCAACUUCACCUGUGCACGAAAAUGGUCGCCCUAGGUACAGCGACUCUUAUGAUCUUUUCUCAUCCCAGCUACCCACCCCUGGGUUAGGAAGUGCCCCUCAUGGACCCUACAUACCUUCCUAUGAAGUCGAUGUGCGAACUGAGCGACAGACAUUUAUCAACGAUGUGCCUAUGCGUCAUGAUUCUUCGACAUCAACAUUCAGCGCAUUUGCACCUCCCCAACUCAGUGCUCCGAUGCCAACUUUCGCUGGCGAUGAAUGGUUUGGAGAUGAAUAUUUUUCACAGGCCUCAGCAUUUAAUGGUGUUAAUCCUGGAGACAAUAAUUCUGGCUUUGAUCACACACGCACACUGGUGCAAAGCACCAUUGCUGUUAGCGACCAUGACCGGCCACUUCUCGAUCACUUCAUCCACAAUGUGUUGCGCCAGAUAUUCCCCAUUCUGGAAGCUCACCAAAGAGGCCACUUGCGCGCGCAAUCAAUUCUCCGAGCUCUGGAAACAAAUAAGUGCUAUCUUCAUUGCUGUCUGAGUGUUGCUGCAAUCCACCUUAAGACUACUGAAGGGUUAGUUGGAGAGCAAAUUGACCACGAUAUUAUGCGACACCGUUAUGAAGCCAUCUCUCAACUAUGUCAGGCUCUGGGAGAUGAUGUUAAUCACGAUGAGAUUUUAGAUGCAACUCUUGCGAUGAUCUUCUUUCACUGUGCUGUUGGCCCCUCGGAUGACUACCUUCCCGACAUUCCAUGGUUUGAUCAUUUCCAGGCCGCGUCAAAUCUUGUAACCAGACUCGGACUUCCUUCUGCAACGGUUGAAGACUCCACCGGAUACCUGGUUCCCCCAUUUAGCAUGAGCUUGACUUCUUGGAUUGAUAUCCUGGGCUCGACAAUGGUGGGCAAGACUCCCGAAUUUGCUCAUCAGUACCGAUCAAAGCAUUUGGGCGGAGCCUCCUCUGGUUUACGCGAGAUGAUGGGAUGUGAUGAUCGGAUUAUGUAUCUCAUCUCUGAGAUUGCUUGCCUGGACUCCCUGAAGAACGAAGGUCGGGUCGAUGACUUGGCUGUUUGCUCUCAUGUUCAGGCGCUGGGACAACAACUCGAUUACACAGCGCCCGCCGAUCCUACGCUGGAGAACCCAUUCUCACCUGCAACGGGAGCCAUUCGCCCAGACGCCCUGACCAAGACCAUGUCUCACAUCUUCCGGACUGCAGCUCAAAUCUAUCUUUCCAGUAUCGUACCCGGCUUUGAUCGCAGCCAAACAAGCAAUGAGAGCCUGGUCACCGCAGUAACAGAUGCGCUCCAAUUCAUUCCUCCUGGUCCCCAUGGCUACGACCGCUCUCUUGUCUGGCCACUUCUCAUGACCGGCGUGGUUUCCGGACCAACGAGUUCCUUCCGAUCCGUUCUCGCCGAUCGUGUCGCUGCACUGGGUGACCAUGGUGACCUCGGUAGCUUCGGACGCAUGUACCGCCUCCUACAAGAGGUGUGGCGCCUGACAGACGGCCCAUUCAAUUCCUCUGAAGUACAGUCUGGAGAUGACUCUCACAACUCCUCGCUCACCAGUCCGAUUUCCAGACUGGACAGCUCCAAAUCCCCCUCUGGCGCUGGCGCCACUAUGGGUGGACGGGAAAUCAAGAAGCAGCAACUCCACUGGAGGGACAUCAUGAAGAGGAAUAACUGGCACUACCUCCUUAUUUGA
Messenger RNA from Penicillium vulpinum, 2052 nucleotides. Its product is annotated as Zn(II)2Cys6 transcription factor. The transcript has 2 exons. The record is from RefSeq and is a predicted model, not a curated record. Bases 1 to 2052 code for a protein of 683 amino acids. Gene Ontology annotation, biological process: positive regulation of transcription by RNA polymerase II. Gene Ontology annotation, molecular function: transcription cis-regulatory region binding; DNA-binding transcription factor activity, RNA polymerase II-specific; zinc ion binding. Gene Ontology annotation, cellular component: nucleus. NCBI's taxonomy places the organism in Eukaryota, Fungi, Ascomycota, Eurotiomycetes, Eurotiales, Aspergillaceae.